Molecule: messenger RNA, 955 nt
Organism: Cynara cardunculus var. scolymus (artichoke)
Lineage: Eukaryota; Viridiplantae; Streptophyta; Magnoliopsida; Asterales; Asteraceae
Product: 40S ribosomal protein S9-2-like
Exons: 4
Coding region: 115-708 (197 amino acids)
Biological process (GO): translation; positive regulation of translational fidelity
Cellular component (GO): cytosolic small ribosomal subunit
Molecular function (GO): rRNA binding; structural constituent of ribosome
Source: RefSeq, a predicted model, not a curated record
AGUUCAUCUCACGGCUCUUGCAGGUUGAUUACGCGCGUCGUCUCAAUUUUUGCAGGAAGCAGUUGAGAGAAAGAAGGAUAGAGUUGCAAGCGGUCACUGCAUUGACUUUGGACGAUGGUGCAUGUUCCGUUUUACCGCAACUAUGGGAAGACGUUCAAGAAGCCCCGCCGUCCUUAUGAGAAGGAGCGAUUGGAUGCUGAGUUGAAGCUUGUUGGAGAAUAUGGUCUUCGAUGCAAAAGGGAGCUUUGGAGGGUGCAGUAUGCUCUCAGCUGCAUUCGUAAUGCUGCAAGAAUGCUUCUUACUCUUGAAGAGAAGGACCCACGUAGGAUAUUCGAGGGUGAAGCACUUAUGAGGAGGAUGAACAGGUACGGGCUGUUGGAUGAGAGCCAGAACAAGCUGGAUUACGUGCUGGCCCUGACUGUCGAGAACUUUCUUGAACGUCGCCUCCAAACACUGGUGUUCAAAACUGGUAUGGCCAAAUCUAUCCACCAUGCCAGAGUGCUCAUCAAGCAGAGGCACAUCAGGGUAGGAAGGCAAGUAGUGAACGUUCCAUCGUUCAUGGUGAGAGUAGACUCACAGAAGCACAUUGAUUUCUCUCUUACAAGUCCGUUUGGAGGUGGGCGACCUGGCAGAGUGAAGCGAAAGAACCAGAAAGCCGCCGCAAAGAAGGCAUCAGGUGGGGACGCUGAUGAAGAUGACGAAGAAUGAGGUUAGUCAGUCAUCUUCUACAUUCGUUAUUUAAUCUUUUCCAGUUCUUUAUCAUAUGAAAAUUUGAACUUAUAUCGCAUAUAUAAGAGUAGGGUAGUCGAUUAUGCAUCAAGGUCUUGAAGUGUUAUGUAAUUCGGGUAAACAUGAGAUAACGGAUUCAUGCGCUUUCUGGUUUACUAGAAAACUUGACGGAUCAACUACACUUGCAUGUUUGGUUGAACCAUGGAAUAAGAAAAGAGAAAUUGAC